AUGCCUAACUACUCCUCCAAGUUCCACGGCCACAACGUUGCCGCCUUCUCCUCUCGCAGAUCCACCAUUUUUCUCGUCCUCUCCGCCCUUCUCCUCAGCAUCGCCACUUUUCUCUUUUUCCGUCCAUUUCAGGGACACCGCUGCCUCAACGCCAAUCCAAGAUCAGUCAAAGUCGUUUGGGAACAUUCCACCGCCGCCGGAACUCAUGGCCUCCCCAAUCGCCACAAGGUUAUGGGUUUUGUGGGGAUUCAGACCGGAUUCGGAUCUGUUCGGAGGAGAGAAUCGCUCAGAAAGACUUGGUUCCCGUCCGAUCAACAAGCCCUUCAACGCUUGGAAGAAUCCACUGGUUUGGCUUUUAGAUUUGUCAUUGGCAGAACAAGUGAUACUUCAAAGAUGUCUGCACUUAAAAACGAAAUAGCAGAAUAUGAUGAUUUCAUUCUCUUGGAUAUUCAAGAGGAGUACAGUAAGCUCCCAUACAAAACGUUAGCUUUCUUUAAAGCGGCUUAUGGUCUUUUUGAAGCUGACUUUUAUGUCAAAGCUGAUGAUGACAUAUAUUUGAGACCUGAUCGUCUUUCAUUACUGCUGGCAAAAGAGCGGUCUCAUACUCAGACUUACAUUGGAUGUAUGAAAAAAGGACCUGUUUUCACAGAUCCGAAACUCAAAUGGUAUGAGCCACUAUCACAUUUGCUUGGAAAGGAGUAUUUUUUUCAUGCUUAUGGUCCUAUAUAUGCUCUUUCUGCUGAUGUUGUUUCAAGCUUGGUUGUUCUUCGAAAUGAUAGUUUCCGGAUGUUCAGCAAUGAAGAUGUUACUAUUGGAGCUUGGAUGCUUGCAAUGAAUGUCAAACAUGAGAACAAUCUCGAACUUUGUGCUACAGACUGUACAGCCACAUCUAUUGCUGUGUGGGAUAUUCCCAAGUGUUCAGGCCUGUGUAAUCCAGAAAAGAAAAUGUUGGAGCUCCAUCAAAAGGAGAGCUGCUAUCAGAGUCCAACGCUAGAAUCUGAUGAUGAUUAA
Molecule: messenger RNA, 1011 nt
Organism: Vicia faba (fava bean)
Lineage: Eukaryota; Viridiplantae; Streptophyta; Magnoliopsida; Fabales; Fabaceae
Source: the annotation of a GenBank genome assembly